AUGGAACUCUUCUCCACACGAGGCAAGUUUGUCCCUAACUACAAGUGUGAUACAGAGAACAAUCCAGUGUCAGUCAUUGGCGGACCAAAUUCAGAAAUCUGUAUCCACAUGGCAGCUAUCCUGUCCAUUUACAAGAUCCCACAAUUUACUUAUGGCUCUGCUUCUGAGAUGAAUAGGAAAACUCAGGCUAUUUUCCAUCACCAGAUGUUUCCAGAUGUACACAGACAAUAUGAUGGGAUUCUGCAGUUACUGUUGCAUUUCCAGUGGACAUGGAUUGGGGUUUUAUACGACAAUGAUAACAAUGGAGAGAGAUUUGUUCAGGAUGCACUUCCUAUAUUUUCUCAGAAAGGGAUCUGCUUUGAUUAUAUUGAAAGUUUCCCUGUAAUUACUUCAGUUAGUGACAUUGAUAAGAUGGUGAAAGAGGGGUUAAAUAUGUAUGAGGUUGGAACUGAAAGCAUUGCUAAUGUAUCCAUUGUUUAUGGUGAAAUUGAGACCAUGAUAUUUCUCAGAAUGUUUCCCACCAUAUCAAAAUAUGAGGAUGUAUCCAUCAAGGCAAAAGGAAGGGUUUUCCUUAUGACAGCUCAGAUGGAUUUCACAUCAUUCCCCUUUCAAAAGAAUGAAGAUAUAGACUUCAUUCAUGGUGCCCUGUCCUUAGCAAUUCAUUCAAAGGAGGUACUGAGAUUUACUGAAUUUCUUCAUUUGACAAAUUUUACCUCCAAAAAAGAAGAUGGCUUCAUUCAGGUUUUCUGGGAAGAGGCCUUUGGAUGUUCCUUUUCCAGGUCCAUGAUAGAUAGGCAAGCAAGGGUUUCCUGCACUGGUGGGGAGAAACUGGAGAAUCUUCCAGCAUCUGUGUUUGAAAUGAGCAUGACCACCCAUAGCUACAGCAUCUACAAUGCAGUUUAUUCUAUAGCAUAUGCUUUGAACAACAUGCUUUCAAUUAAAUUGAAAAAGACAGCAAGUGUCCAUGGAGCAACCCAAAGACUACUGGCUCAACACCUGUGGGAGCUCAACCAUGUUGUGAGAAGCAUCUCAUUUAACAACAGUGUUGGGGAAACAAUUUUCUUCAAUCAAAAUGGAGAAAUGGAAACUGGAUUUGAUAUUAUCAACUGGACAAAGCCUCUUUCUCUUUGCAAUGACAAUUGUCAUCCAGGUUACAGGAAGGCCAAAAAAGAAGGGAAACCCUUUUGCUGCUAUGAUUGCCUUCCUUGUCCAGAUGGGAAGAUUUCUAAUCAGAAGGAUAUGGACAACUGCUUUCAAUGUCCACAAGUUCAUUAUUCAAGUGAGGAGCGAGAUUUCUGCAAUCCAAAAUAUCUAACGUUUUUGUCAUAUGAAGAAACUUUGGGGAUCACCUUCACCAGUUUUAUUCUUUCUUUUUCCCUGAUUACUAUUUUGCUGCUCUGGCUCUUCAUUGAAAACAAUGAUACCCCUAUUGUGAAAGCCAACAACGAGACCCUCACCUACAUCCUUCUCAUCUCCCUCCUGCUCUCAUUUCUUUGCGCUUUGCUGUUCAUUGGCUGUCCUCAUCAAUGGACAUGCCUUCUUCGGCAAACUACCUUUGGCAUCAUCUUCUCCGUGGCAGUUUCUAGCCUUUUGGCAAAGACGAUCAUUGUGAUUCUAGCAUUCAUGGCUACCAAGCCAGGGUCCAGAAUUAGAAAAUGGAUGGGGAAGAGACUGGCUGUUUCUAUUGUUCUUUCUUGUGUCUUUAUUCAAACCAUUAUUUGUAUUGUAUGGCUAUCAACCUCUCCCCCAUUCUUAGAUGCUGAUAUGUAUUCCAUGCCAAAGGAAAUUGUACUGAUAUGUAAUGAAGGGUCAACCCUCAUGUACUACUGUGCCCUUGGCUUUAUCGGGAUCUUAGCAAUUAUCAGUUUGACUGUUGCUUUUCUAGCCAGGAAAUUACCUGACACUUUCAAUGAAGCCAAGUUCAUCACAUUCAGCAUGCUGGUGUUUAGCAAUGUUUGGCUCACUUAUGUUCCAACAUACUUGAGCACAAAGGGGAAAUAUAUGGUGGCCGUGGAGAUCUUCUCUAUUUUGUGCUCCAGUGGUGGGCUACUGGCUUGUAUCUUCUUCCCCAAAUGUUAUAUUAUGAUAAUGAGACCUGAAUUGAACAGUAAGGAACAGCUAAGAAGGGGGAUAAUGGAAGAAUUUAAAAUUAGCCAUAAGUAA
Candoia aspera is the source of this 2163-nucleotide messenger RNA. RefSeq names its product vomeronasal type-2 receptor 26-like. Gene Ontology annotation, molecular function: G protein-coupled receptor activity. Gene Ontology annotation, biological process: G protein-coupled receptor signaling pathway. Lineage: Eukaryota; Metazoa; Chordata; Lepidosauria; Squamata; Candoiidae. The record is from RefSeq and is a predicted model, not a curated record. Gene Ontology annotation, cellular component: plasma membrane. Bases 1 to 2163 code for a protein of 720 amino acids. The transcript is spliced from 5 exons.